Messenger RNA from Zootermopsis nevadensis, 11061 nucleotides. The record is from RefSeq and is a predicted model, not a curated record. Lineage: Eukaryota; Metazoa; Arthropoda; Insecta; Blattodea; Termopsidae.
CGAAGACGUCCAUUGUCCAUUGCAUUGCUAUUAUCAGGUUUCAUCGAUCCUGUGUUGGGGAGCUACGAGAGAGAAAAAAAGUCUACUGCAAUAACUGUAAUAACAGAGCAAUAGUCUAUCCAGAGGUGAGGAGGGGGGAAAUGAAAAGCCAAAUCUCCAAGUGCUUCCUGCAAAAAUGGUCUUUAAUUAAUGACGUCACACGUGCCUCCACUGCGCUACGACUGUUGGAUUUUCCCUUCUCACUGCAGUACGCGCGUCGCUUGCGAGUCGUACACACGUAUUGUUCUAGCGUUCUCGGCACUUACUGCGUAUUAAUAUCAAUGAAAUUGAAUCAGUGCUUGUCGUGAGCCUGCAAGGACACUUUCCGUUGCCAUUUUCACCAAUCCGGAUGUUUUGUUCUGUUAUCAGGUAGGCGCUCCAUGAGAGCUGCGAAAUAAUUGCAGUGCUGUUACAAUUGGCGAUGAAAACUGUUUAGGUUUGUAUAUCGAAGCUGAAUUAGUGUUUCUAUUUAAUUAUACCCGUAGAAUGGAAUGUUCACGAAUUGGAGAAAUGUGGACGCGCAAGAGAUAGCAGCUUGUCCCAGCGUUUGGCUGCGGGGACCAGGAAAAGCACGAAAGACAAGACAGAGGUCCUCCGGGCCCACACUUCCAGAAUACGAAGCAGGUACGCAGCGACACAGUCAAGAAAACAUAAACAAGAAAAAUAAAAAAGGACAUCCCCAAUGAAAAAGGAGACAGAGGAACAGUGAGCCGAAGGCCGGCAAUAUUUUCUGAAUUUGGAGGAGAAUAAAACCAAGACUGUAUAAUAAGAAGCAGAGUACAACAAAAAUAUAAGUAAAAGGACGGGAGUAUGCGUGGGGUUCUAGCGGGGUCGUCGCCACCGAUGAGCGAGACAGAGAUGAAGAAGAGAGCCCCGGGUUCAAAUCUAAUAUGCAUACGUGUUGAUCAAGUAAAAGAUCGUCAACUGCUACGCACUAAACUGAUUCAGCUGCUGGCACCAUCAUCAUGCCAUGGACUGUUACCAAAGGCAGACGUACACGACAGCGUCUCACAUACUUGGCAUCAAGUUCGUGGGGAGAGGAGUCACAGCGCUCGUGGGACCGUUUAGUGAAGAAGUAAACAAGUGCGAUUAUCAAGUGACGUGCACGUGUUUUAACGUACAGAGGUAGCAAUUAUUAUACAUUUCAUUUUCUUUUUUUACGUGAGUGAACUCUUCAAGAGCUGACCUUAGAUGGAAAGCGGGCUUGGUGGUUCUCUUUCCUGUCGUCAUACGGUCACCUGAGAAAAGGCGUAUUCUUUGAGCAUGCAUUUCAGUUUCCCAUCAAGAAGAAAAAAGUGGAACCGUGGUGUUUAAGUUUUCCAUGAUGGAAAUUCAUAUUUUUCAUCAAAGGAGAAAAGUCGUGUUAUUAUUUACCGAUAUUAAUUUCAGUUUGUUAUAAAAGGGGGGAUGUGGCACACUGGCGGUUUAGAUAUGUGCCUUGUAUUUAUAUUGGUGCUGCUUUUGUUGGGUCUCCCGUUGUCCCGGGUAGACGGGACUGUCACGAUAUCGCUGUCAAACCCCGCAACUGGCGGCAAUGCUACAACGCAAAUGACAUCAGAACGGAUAUGUGUGAGUGUCGAUAUCCGAAACUCGGUUCGAGAAUUUGAACAACUUCGGGGAUGUACUGUAGUCGAAGGAUUCGUCCGGAUAGUUUUAAUUGAUCGUGCUAAUGAGUCAGACUUCGAGAAUGUGACGUUCCCAGAAUUGCGUGAAAUUACGUGCUACUUAAUGCUUUAUCGAGUCAGAGGACUAAAAAAUCUUGGAUUUCUCUUUCCAAACUUGGCAGUAAUACGUGGGAAUACACUAUUUCAGGAUUACGCUUUGGUGGUUUAUGAGAUGGUAGAACUGCAAGAACUCGGUCUGUGGGGAUUGGCUGCCAUUUUGCGAGGUUCGGUGAGAAUUGAAAAGAACUACGCGCUGUGCUAUUACAACACGGUAAACUGGGACGCAGUUACGAACGGCGGCGAGCACGUCAUAGCGUUGAACAAGGACUCGGCUUCGUGCCCGGGCCAGGGUAUGUGUGAUGUGGCAGAGGGGUGUAACAAGACCAUGUGUUGGGGGAGCCACACCCACAACUGUCACCACCGAAGGCGUCUGCAAAGCGAGUGCCAUGAAUUGUGUCUGGGAGGCUGUUCUGGACCCCGGGCAGACCAAUGCUACGUGUGUCGAGGAGUACUCAACGACGGGAACUGCAUCCAAAAGUGCCCCAGAGAUAGGGUUUCAUAUCUGGGUCGGCGUUGUGUGACAGAAGAUGAGUGCCGACUGUUGAAUCAUUCGUAUAUGGAUGCCUGGACACCGGAAUAUGGAAGGCGCUGCUGGCCUUUUAAUGGGUCAUGUGUUGAUAAGUGCCCUCCAGGAUAUGAGGAACAGAGUAAUGGCACGAUUACAGUAGGAUGCCAGCCUUGCCAAGGGCGAUGCAGCCACGAAUGUGUCGGAGGAUUUGUAAGCAGCAUAGAAGAUGCUCAGAAGCUUCGUGGCUGUACCACGAUUCUGGGCUCUCUAGAGAUCUUUAUCCGUGGUUAUGGAAAUCAUAUUGUUAGAGAACUGGAAGAGAACCUUGCUGCUAUUGAAGAAAUCCAGGGGUAUCUCAAAGUGUCACGCUCAUUCCCACUCACAUCAUUGAAUUUCCUCAAGAAUCUCCGUAUUAUUCACGGUAACAAACUUGAAGACAACUGGUACUCCUUGGUAGUCCUUGAGAACCAAAACCUGCAGGAGUUGUGGGACUGGUCCUCAAGACCUCAAGGUUUACAACUAAAGAUUGUGAAAGGACACUUGAGGUUUCAUUACAACCCAAAACUCUGCAUGUCCGAGAUAGAUAAAUUACAAAAUAUAUCUGGAGCUCCAAACUAUACAAAUUUUGAUGUUGCUCGAGAGUCAAAUGGUGAUAAAGUGGCUUGUAACGUAGUUAAUCUUAAUGUGAACUCAACUGUGACAUCGUCUACAAGUGUUUUGAUUGAAUGGGAACGAUGUGUACUUCCUGAUCCACGCUCUGUCCUGGGUUAUAUGGUAUAUUAUAUAGAAGCUCCAGAACAGAAUUUAACAGAACAUGAUGGCUUGGAUGCUUGUGGAGACUGUGGAUGGCAUGUCGUGGAUGUCCCAUACGACACAGAUGAAAAGAAUACUGUGGACACAUCUCAGUAUGGUAACUUGGUGCAGUUUCUCCCGCAUCUUGAACCAUUUACACAGUACGCUUUCUAUGUGAAGACAUACACAAAGAGCAAUGUAGGAGGACAGAGUACAAUAAAAUAUUUCAGGACAUUUCCAGACAGGCCUUCUGUUCCAAAAGAAAUUCACGCCUUUUCCAAUUCUACCUCCAACAUAAUUUUACAUUGGCAACCUCCUGAACAUCCAAAUGGUAUCCUAACCCACUACCUCGUGUCAGGCAUAUGGGAGCGCGACGACUGGCUCUUCCUAGAACAACGGAAUUACUGUCAUCAUCCCCUUGACCACACGUCAGAUCACGAUGUACUUAUCGUACCUUCAAGUACCAGCGAUACGGUCAGCUCACAAAAUUGCUGUGAAAAAGGAAAGUCUGAACCGAUUGUCUUGAUCGAAGAUGAAGAUGAUUAUAAUAUGUUGUGUGUACCCAAGGCAACAAAGAAAAACAAAAUCUUUGAUGUGUAUGGUGUUGAGAUUGAUCCUUGUAUAAACUAUUUCUAUUCAUUUAUUCACAGUGGAAUACCUGAGUUGAAAGAUGAGCAAGAUAAACUGACCUUGGCCUCCAGGUUUCCAAAUUUUAAUUCUUCAGGGUCAUCUCAACAGAAGGUAUUAGCAACAUUCAAUAAUCAUACACUAAUAAACAGCUAUGGCGUUUAUGAAAAAUUUCUCAAACGAAUAAAUGCUAAUACAACACAGAUAGUCUUAAAUCACAUGCACCAUUUCGCACAAUACACAAUCAAAGUCGCUGCUUGUCACGAGCCGCAUUAUGCAGAUCUGCAGAAGUACAAUACAAAUGACAUCACACUCGCAGAAUAUGAAUGGUGUAGUCCAGCUGGGCUUGUGACUGUCCGAACAAAGCAUCUUGCCAUUGCUGACACAAUAGAUUCGGAUCACUUGGCCGCACAAGUUUCCAAUGGAACAUCUGGGACUGUGAGACUGACUUGGAAAGAACCAAAAGCACCUAAUGGAAUCAUAGUAGCAUAUCGCACAGAGCAUCAUCGUACAGACAGUGGAACUUUGAACCCAAUUGUUAAGUGUUUAACAAGGCAGGAAUACUUGAAAUAUGGAAGAGGUUAUGUUUUGAAUAACUUGCCUCCUGGAAACUAUAGCUUCCGUGUCAGAGCCAUGUCUCUGGCUGGAGAAGGACCAUUCACAAAACUGUUUCACUUUACUGUGGAGGAACUUCCUGCUGUGUCUUCAUGGGGGUCAAUGAUUGGGGUUUUUGUUGGUUGUUUGCUUGUACUGAUAUGUUUUAUAGUUUUGGCUAUGUUGUGGUGGAAAAAGAGAGCAAAAGAAAGGAGUUUGAUGAUCAUUGCAUCAGUUAACCCUGACUAUAUUAGUGCAGGUGAUGUGAUUUAUGUGGAAGAUGACUGGGAAGUUGCACGUGAAGAACUCAAACUUGUGAGAGAGUUGGGACAGGGCUCAUUUGGUAUGGUGUAUGAAGGACUUCUUAGCCCUGGGGAUAUCCGUUGCGCAGUUAAAAUGAUCAGUGAAAAUGCAUCUGUCAGAGAAAAGAUGGAAUUCCUUAAUGAGGCUACUAUGAUGAAAUCAUUUGCAGGUGCACAUCAUGUUGUGAAUCUUCUGGGUGUUGUCUCAAGAGAACAACCUGCCCUUGUUGUCAUGGAGCUGAUGGCUCAAGGGGACCUCAAAACAUAUCUUAGAGCAUCCAGACAACCACCACCACCACCUCCAGAUCUUUGCCGCAUGUUGCUUAUGGCUGCUCAGAUAGCCGAUGGUAUGGCUUACCUCGAAGCGCACAAAUUUGUUCAUCGGGAUUUAGCAGCAAGGAACUGUAUGGUUGCCGAAGAUCUAACCAUAAAGAUAGGGGACUUCGGUAUGACAAGGGAUAUUUAUGAGACUGAUUACUAUCGAAAUGGAAGCAAAGGACUACUACCAAUACGAUGGAUGUCUCCUGAGAGUUUAGCAGAUGGAGUAUUUACUAGCCAGUCCGAUGUGUGGAGUUUUGGUGUUGUUCUCUGGGAGAUGGCUACAUUGGCAGAGCAGCCAUAUCAAGGCUUAGCUAAUGAGCAGGUACUUCAGUUUGUUCUUGGUGGAGGUAUUCUAGACCGUCCACUCUGCUGUCCAGAUGUACUUCACCAAUUCAUGGUAGCAUGUUGGCAGAGGAGACCUACCCAUCGUCCAAAAUUCUUGCAAAUAGUUUCAGAUCUGGAGACAGUGAGUGACCUUGGUCAAAAAUUCCAGCAUGUCUCUUUCUACCAUAGCACAGAAGGACAGGUCAUAAAAACGAACAUGGCACAGCAGCAGGAUCUUGACUUGUCAUGUGAGUUACAAUUUGACCAGACAUUCGUAAGUUCCCCUCCAGUUUCCUUCUACCAGCUGCUAGAAGAAGAAACUAUUCCUUCGGAAGAAAAUGUAGUACAACACCAGAGAGCUGCUGAUGAAAGUUAUGUGUUUCCUGGUAACCAUCAAGGUCAGUCAGUCAGAGAUCCCAGUAACCUCCAGCUUGGCAUGAAACAUCCAUCUUCAGUAACAGUUCCUCCUAAUCGGCAUGAAAUAAGUGAUAGCUACGUGUUACCAGAACAUUUACCUGGCUUUCCAGAAACUGAACAUGUUCUUUAUGGCCCAGGUUCAGACUUCACCCUGCAGCACAACAGUUUUGAAACUGCUCCACUGAAAAGAACCUCUCAGACAGGAUCUUCUGUGAUUAGGAAGGCUUCACAGUUGAUUCCUCAGACUGGGUAUGGGCUUCUAGACAAUGAGUACAGUCAGCCAGAGAAUAUUGAUCCUACAAUUCCAUCUCAAGUAACAAGUGAUUCUUGUAGUAAAAUAUUAUUUGCUGGACUUGGGGAUGGCUAUGUACCUGAUGAAAAUAUCCUCCCAAAAACACAUUCUGAAGAAUGUGAUUUACAUUCGUCUGUGUCUGCAGUCAGAACACAGGACUGUGCACCUUCAGAAAACAAUAGUGUGGAGGGUGAUACAAGAUUACAAGCUCAAGGUUCUAAGUGCCCGGUGGCUACGGUUUCAUCUGGAAAUAGAGCCAUUCCAUCAAGUAAAGACAGUCCCAAAGGUGAUGAUGGUAAUAAAAGCAAACCUAGACCUCCUAAUGGCAUGGUAAAUGGGUACAUUUCCCUCCCACAGGAAGAUGGCAAUGAAUGUGUUCCACCCUUGAAAUAACAUUUCUGCCUGACUUCACAGAAUGUAGUGGUUGUUUAGUUAUCAUAAAAAGUGUUGAUUCCAGAUAGUCUCUUCCAUUUGCUAAACUAGCCAGAUACCAAUAUAAACAUACAAAGACUGUUGUAAUGUGUCCUCCCCCCUCGGGUGAAGUUUCAAAUGCUCUCAGUUUUAUAAGAUAGUGCAUGCUUGUGAAAGUGUUCAUGUUGUCGUGUUAAUUUAUGAAAGCAAAGUAAUUGGAUGUUCUCUCUAAAAAUGGACUUGUGGAAAGAAAAUAAGAUGGAGUGAAUUAAUUCUUAACAUAUUUAAUGAAACUGCUUCAGUUAAGGGGGUUAUAUAGUAACAAGAUGCAGAUUACUGAUCAACAGACACUUUUAUUUGGAAAUUGGUAGCACACUGCAUUUUCUGAUGACUGUUCUGACAUUCACACUGCCUUCAAACAGCAAGACUGGAAAGGCAUAAUUUGUACCAGAAUACAAAGUUUUUGCGUGUGUACUUGGAAUGAAACAUGCGCAUGCACAUGUGCACACACACACACUCCCAAGUAACCCUGUGUGUUCAUUUCGUGCACAUGGUGUGAAGUAUGCAAAGGGAGAGUUUCAGUUGUUUAUAUCCAAAAAGACCAGUAGUUCACCUUUCUAUUGGUUGUCUAUUCUUUUGUGUCUUAAUCUUUAAAAGUCUGUUCAAUUUUAAAACGAAUAUGAUCAGGAAGUAAUAUAGUUCAUACGUCCUUUUUACUCAAAUUUAAGAUUUGAUUCACAGUUCAGUAACCUAGGUACAGAUGUUGAACCUACUUAUGGGUGCUGGCACCAUGUAGCAAUUGGCUUGUUGCCGACUUACAAUCAUAAAUACAAUCCCUUGUUUGUCAUUUGCACAGUCAUAUUAUACUAAAAUUUUUCCCCUGCUGCAUUAUUUAAUAUGAAGAGAUAUUACCUGUAAGAACAUCAAUAUGCUAAAUAUUAUAGGUCUGUAAAUUGAAUUACUCUUGUAAGAAAUCUGUACUUUAAAUUUCUAAUUUGCUAUCAUGCCAGACAAAUUUCGAAAGGAUUUAUGGGUGUGGAGGAAAGGGAGGGAAGUCCCAUCUAAAUACAUACCAUGGUUUUCACUUCUCUUGAAAAUACUGCAGUUGUUGCAAUCAUUAAAAAUGUGUAUAAAUUCAUUGAAAUAAUUGUAGACAAGUGAAUCACUAACUUCAUAAGAUAAAUUUAAACUUAGAUGUUAGUACUUUUACUUUGGAUUUUAAAAAAAGUUGAUUCUGUCAUAGGUCUGUAACAGUACUGAAUUUAAGAACAUUUUAUUAACUGCCUGUGUUAUGAAGCAUCAAAUGGUAUGAUGAUUUGGAAGUGUUAUUUUAAAAGUACUAUCAUGGAAUGUUCUUGGAGGGCCUGAGGAAAACACCAAAACUCUGAAUUUGGGCCAUAAUUUGUAGCAGAAAUGCAAAUCAAUUAACCAUGUUUAAUAUAUUGAGGAUUUUGAUUUUUUAAAAUUAUUUUGAAAAUGUUUGUAUAUCAAACAAACAGUUAAAGAUACUUGUAUGCCUUCACUGUUCAAGUAAUGCUGGAUUAAAAUUGUUGUAAGUUUGCUUUUAAUAUGGAGGUAUUACUACAUAUGACAAACAUCAAGCUUCAGAUGAUAUUACAUAUUACAAGCAUCCAAACAUCAUAUUAUUCUUACACAUACAAAAUUAAUUGAUGGAUCUAAAAAAGAUAUAUGAACCUCUAAAUGAAGUUUCAAAAUAAAAAUUGAUGUCUUUUGGUAAAUACUACCACAAUUGAAUGUUUAAUCCAAAUUAAGUCAUAUUUGGGCAAAUCUUCCCUACAAUCAAAGUAUGAGGGCAAUUUACAAUGCAAGUAAUCUGCUCCCAUGCAAAUCUAAUUUCCAUGGAAUAUUAAAGCCCGAAGUGACGCUAAGCAUUACAAUGUUGUUAUCAAAGAUUCACCUAUACGGAUAGAUAGAGAUAUGGGCCUCAUAAUCUGUGCACAGAUCGAUUCGUUCCGAUUACUGUUACCACCAAUUAAUAAUCCCCGAGCUCUUUAAAAUCAAACCAUUUCUUGCAAGAUCCAUCUCUAAUAUGCUGCCUGUUUAUAGCACAUGAGCUGAAAUCUGAUAAAAGACUGAUUGUUUAUGAAAUCGUGGCACUACACAACUAUAAUAAACCCAUAUCUUACGCCAGACAAGCAUUAGGACUUUUCACAGUUGUUAGCUGAAAGCAAGAUUCCCUGAGGAACUGCACGGACACACAAAAGAACAGCAAAAUGAAAUGUCAGCGAUAUAAAGGUUGAAAAGCUGCCAAUGAAAUAGUAUUGUAAUUAUAUCAAAAUUUCAUGCCAUUUCAGCAUAAAUUGAUAAGCCACACUGUUUGGACUGCUGGCAUUAACUUCUUACCUUUAACUCUUUGAGUCCACUCAAGUGCCCCAACGAAAGACAGUGAUAUCGUGCUGGAUGGUUUGUCAUACCUUAGUGGUGGUGAUACGUGCAUAUCAAGUACAAAACAAGUGUUGGAUGACAUGGGAAGAAUAUCCCUGCCCAUGCAGCAGUUGAAAUGUAGAUUGUAAUUUAUUUUGCAGUUGUUGUACGGCAAAAUUGUGCUGUUGUAUAAGUUUGUUUUCAAGGUUAACUCCCACAUUUCCUGGACGUAAUGUAACUGGUUUAUUACGUUGCGAAAAUUUCCUGUAUUACCAGUACUGCUAAAAGUCUUUUAUGCGUGUAUUUACUUCGCAAUAUCGGGUACAAAUUGCGCUGAAUCACUGUUAGUGCAUUUUCCGUUCAACAUUAUAUCUCUGAGAAGUAGUUUUAUGACCGGUUGCCGCCGUAAUAAUUUAUGUUUUUUUCCACAAUACAUUGUUACGCAUUCUUCAGUUGUCUGUAAUGGAAUUCGUCAUAACGUGACAAACUUUAUUUUUUGUUUCAUACGAAACACCAUGUUUGAACACUCCUCCAUCUAAUUUUCUAAACUGGAAAAAUCAGCAACUUUCCCGGGUUUAUACGUAUUUUGGAUAUCCCAGUGUGUAAUUUUCUAAACAAUAAAAAUCAAUAAUUUCCCAGCGUUGUCUCUUCAAAAAGAAAAUCUUUUGUAUUUAGAAAAUUAAAAAUGAAGAAAAACCUGUUAUUUUUCCGGGGCAGUAUGUGGAAGAGAAAUAUUUGUUUACCUGUAUACAUUGUUCAUACGAUGCUAUUCUAUAAUUUUUCUGGAGCUGUCUAACAAGAAAACUGUUUUUUGUAUCUACGUUUUCCCUCCUCCUGAUUUGCCUUUCAGGGAAAACGCGACGUUACGUAUGUUUUUGGACACCCAUGUUACUAGUUUCCAAAAAACAAUAAAUUGAAUACAAGAAGCCAGUAAUUUUCGCAGAGUUUUUACUCCAAGAAGAACAUUUCUGAAUGCAACAUUUUUUUCAGCAUGCCAUUUGGGAGGAAUGCAUCACUAAGUUUCUUUGGACACCCCUGUACCCUAUCCUUGAAACUGAAAAAUUGAGGAGUAUUUUUUUGUUCUCGCCAUUUUCUUCUGUGAAACACUUUUUGGGAGAAAUGAUGAGAUGGGCAGUUCAUUGUUUAUACGCACACACACGUACAUACAUAAAUAUAAUUUCAGGGUGAAAUUUGAUUGAAAUAGGCCAGAUAAUUGAGGUUUUGUUCCCUGAGGGGCCGAGAUCUCUGCCGGCAAUGAGGCCCACCAAACCUCUUACACAGUGGUCUCUUCCACAAGUUAAAGCUGAUCGAGCAUUAAUAUGAUCUUUCUGCAGAGGUGCAAUACUGCAUGGAGCUUUACCUCCACUCCCCCAUACAGUCACCCAUUGACACAGCGAUUAUUAUCAUGCGGAUAUAGGGACAAACUGGAAUUGUAUUUAUCCCUUGGAUAGUACUGGAGUAAAUCUGAUGGCUUUGUUGAUUUUAUGGUGAAGUAUAUAGUUCACUAUGGGAAUAUUUCAUAGAUGAGUGUCUUCUGGGUUGUACACUGUAGACUAAAUGGUGCUACAACCCAGAAGACGGCCAUCUUCAUACUCACUGCUGUGAAAACCUCAAAUCCUACUUUACAAUAUUUCAUGUUUAAAUAUUGGCCAGUCUGAUCAAUCCACUCUAAUAUUUUAACGUGGGAUCUAUGAAUAUUAAACAUUGCUCACAAAACAAGAAAUGCUUUAGGGCCCUGAUAUAUUCCACAUAUUAUAUUCCAUAUUAUCUCACAUUCAGAUUAGGACAAGAACACAGGGCCAUUUUAAGAAGGGACUACCUUUAAUAUAUAUUUACACAAUUUUAUAACUUCAUCCAACUCAUUCUAAAUGCUAAUAUAUAUAUUUAGUUCCAUAAAUUGCUAGUUUGAAUCCAGCACAGGAUUAUUAAAUGCUUUCCAUUAGCCCCAGAGAAAAAUAUAUGCACUGCUUUAGAACUGUUGUCAUCUACGAUCUGCACACUUCACGUUUUACAAAACAUGAAUAAACACACUUUUAUGUCUUCUGGUAAAGAGAGAACAUAAGACUAAAGAGUAUUAUGUAGAAAUAAUCAGGUCUCAUAUGCAUCAAAGUGUUUUUGUAUAUUUUUAUAUGUGCCAAAACCUAAGAGUAUUAAUACGUUGAUGUUUUUGAAGACAAGGUAAUAUGUUGUUUGCUGGACACAGUUGAUAUAACAUGUUCCAACAAAAGUAUGAAUCUCUCUGAUGUAAAGUUUAUGUAACUCUACACUGGCAACUGUGUAUGUAAUUACUGUAUUAUACAUUAAAUAUGAAGUCUCCCCUUGCAA